GAAGAAGAAACAGCUGGGAGAAGAAAAGAUUUUGGAAAGCCAUUUUAUGCAGGUGAACUGAAGAAUUCUACCAUGAUGUGGAACGUGACAGUUAUGGUGUCGGAGUUCAUACUGCAGUGCGCAAUUGAUCCUGACCAGAAGACCAUUAUUACCGUAUCACUUGCCCUAAUCUACUUGACGACACUCAUUGGGAACCUGCUGGUGAUCGUGGUCAUUACAAUUGACCUUCACCUCCAUACCCCAAUGUUUUGGUACAUCUGCUGCUUAGCCAUCAUCGAUAUCGCUAACAGCUCCAAUCUUAUCCCACGCAUGUUGGGUAUCCUGCUUUUCAACUCCUCCAUUGUACCCUAUGGACCUUGUUUACUGCAGUUGUCUAUGGUGGGCUAUCUUGGGGUUUUGGAGGGCAAUCUUUUGCUAGUUAUGGCCUGUGACCGCUAUGUAGCUGUGGUUUAUCCCCUGAGGUAUCCAUUGAUUGUUACGAGUAAAGUUGUCUGGUCCAGCAUCUUCCUGGUGAACAUUAUUGGUGUGGUGAUCGUCACGCCAUACAUGGUUUAUGUAAGAGAACUCUCCUUUUGUCGCACCAAUGUUUUGCCUUUCUGCUUCUGUGACUAUGCGACAAUGGUUCAAAUCGCAUGUACCGAUGACCCCAAGUAUAUUGUCAUUUUGUCCAUCACAACAGGAAUAUCGGCGUCAUACUGUGUGACGCUGACCGUCUUUUCCUACUACAAAAUCGCUCGAGCUGCUCUGAAGAUCUCCUCCGUCAAAGGGAAACAGAAGGUCUUCAGUACCCUGCUGACCCACCUGCUGGUGGUGGGCCUCUUCUAUUUCCCUCUGAUGAUCUCCUACAUACUCCCUGGAGUCGGGGUGAAGCUGUCGACUGAAGCCUGCACUUCUUUAAUCAUUGUAGCCAUCCUAGUCCCUCCGAUGAUGAAUCCCUUAAUCUACAGCUUUAGAAAUAAGGAAAUAAAAAGCAGCAUCCGCCGACUUUUCACAGGAAUGAGAACAAAUCCUGAAAUUGAGGAUCCAUAGUAAUCUGGAGUGAAAGGGAGCACAGGGUGUGACCCAUACCUUACAUUUAUAACUCAAUAAGAACAGAAACAGCUUAACACAAUCAACUUCACAAAGUUCCAGUACAAUUUUAAGCACAUUUUUCAACUCGUGAAGAGCAACAUAACUUAAUGGAGAGUUUAAAUCCAACACAAGAUUAUGACUUAUGGAAUGUUAAAUGUGUUAAUGAGGCAAUAAAGAAGUUAAAGUAGGCUUAGCAUUCUCAAGCUUUUGCUGCCAUUUAAAGAAAACAUACA
Messenger RNA from Erpetoichthys calabaricus (reedfish), 1304 nucleotides. Its product is annotated as olfactory receptor-like protein DTMT. The coding region runs from base 73 to 1029 and encodes 318 amino acids. NCBI's taxonomy places the organism in Eukaryota, Metazoa, Chordata, Cladistia, Polypteriformes, Polypteridae. Gene Ontology annotation, molecular function: G protein-coupled receptor activity; olfactory receptor activity. Gene Ontology annotation, biological process: G protein-coupled receptor signaling pathway. Gene Ontology annotation, cellular component: membrane. The transcript has 2 exons. The record is from RefSeq and is a predicted model, not a curated record.